UGCAGGGCGAUUCGUUUCUUUGCAGUCCAUCCUCAGCCACAGCCAGACGUCCCCGUCUGAACCACUCCAGGCUCUGGCUCCAUUUGGUGAGGAUCUCCGACGCCCGCUGCCCCACGCUGUCAGGAUGCAGGGGGCUCCUCUUCGACCUUCUUUUCUUUUGCUUCUUCUGCUCUUACAGCCCGGAGAGUACUCCAGAGCGGCUGCAGACGAGACGGAGCUGACUGGGAUUCUGGGAGGGUCGGUCACUUUCCCCCUGAGGAUCCCAGCAGAACAGAAAUUUGAAAACGGGGCCUGGAUGGUAAACACAAGCAGUCUAGUCACUGUCAUGGCAGGGAGACCUCCCCGCGUCCUGGUGUUUGACUCAUCCUACAAGGGACGCCUGCGAUUCUCUGAUGAGAGCUACUCGCUUCAGAUCACCGACCUGAGGCUGGAGGACACAGGCAGCUAUUCCGUCGAAUUCAACACAGACAAAGAGCAAUUCGCCUACAGAGAAUUCACGCUGCGCGUGUCCAAGGGACAACUGCCACCUACCAUCGCCUGUGACUCAGUGGCCUGUGAGGAUGAUGCCUGUAUCUACACCCUGCGCUGCGCCAUCAGGAAUGGAAGGGAAAAUGUGACCUACAGCUGGAGUAAUGCCGCCAGCAGCGUUCUGUCCACCGACUCCAUCGUGCACAUCCCUCAGCGGCACCAGGCCGCUCGUGAGAGUGUCACCUGCACGGCACGUCUCCCUGACAGGAACAGCUCUACGACGGUGUCCCCAAAGGAAUUCUGCGCAGAGCAAGUGCCGGUGACGACGAUUGUCUGUGACUCGGUGACCUGUGCCAAUGGAACCUGUCACUACAGCAUGCGCUGCGUGGCUGGGGAGAGGGGGGGACGCGUGGCUUACAGCUGGACUCAGGACGACAGCGGCGUGGUCAUAUCCACCGGCCCCAUUCUGCGCGUCUCUAUGAGACCUUUCGAGACUCUCCCAGCCAUCAUCUGCACAGCCCGGCACCCCGCAAGUAACAGCUCCAGGCUGAUCUCCCCAAAGGACCUGUGUCCAGGUAACCCCCCGGAUUCCCCACUAGACCGGUCCCUGGCCUCAUCGCUGUCCUACCACCUCAUCAUCCUGCUGCUGGAGCUGGGAGCCCUGUGCGCUGGGGUCAUCGCAUAGCACGGCCUCCCCGGCAGGGAGCAGAGAUGGGACCAAGACCAGAGGAGCUGCCACUGCGACUGCCAAUCCCGC
This is a messenger RNA of Gopherus flavomarginatus (Mexican gopher tortoise), 1225 nucleotides long. RefSeq names its product SLAM family member 5-like. The record is from RefSeq and is a predicted model, not a curated record. NCBI's taxonomy places the organism in Eukaryota, Metazoa, Chordata, Testudines, Testudinidae. Gene Ontology annotation, biological process: T cell activation. The transcript is spliced from 5 exons. Gene Ontology annotation, cellular component: external side of plasma membrane. The coding region runs from base 125 to 1153 and encodes 342 amino acids.